Poecilia reticulata (guppy) is the source of this 1253-nucleotide messenger RNA. RefSeq names its product neuronal differentiation 6b (gene neurod6b). Gene Ontology annotation, molecular function: DNA-binding transcription factor activity, RNA polymerase II-specific; E-box binding; protein dimerization activity. The record is from RefSeq and is a predicted model, not a curated record. Gene Ontology annotation, biological process: axon development; sensory organ development; positive regulation of transcription by RNA polymerase II. Lineage: Eukaryota; Metazoa; Chordata; Actinopteri; Cyprinodontiformes; Poeciliidae. Gene Ontology annotation, cellular component: nucleus.
AGAGCGGAUCGCAGCGAGGAGGAGAAAGGAGGGUUUGAGCUCUGGCUGGUUUAAUUGUGCAGUUUUGCAAAAAAAAAAAAAAGGAGAAGAAGACGCUGCAGCGGAGAUUCAGAGGCGAUAAUUGGGACCAUGAGGACAAGUACAUGCUGACCAGAGGAGACAUGUUGACGCUGCCAUUCGAGGAACCUCAUAUGAUGUGUGAGCCGCGCUUUGGUGCCAACUAUCCCCGCGAAAGCCUGCCUGACAGCCUGCAACAGCAGGAGCGACAACAGCGUCCCACAGCCAGAUCCGACCCGGAGAUGAUGAGGGAUGCAGAGGACGACCUUUCCGACAGGGAKGAAGACGAAASAGAGGACGACCAGGACGAGAACGAGCUACAGAAGAAACGGGGGCCGCGGAAAAAGAGGCCCGGCAAGGAGCAGGUGGACAGGGCCAAACUCCGGCGCCAGGAAGCCAACGCCCGGGAGCGCAGCCGGAUGCACGGCUUGAACGCCGCGCUGGAGAGUCUGCGCAAAGUUGUGCCGUGCUACUCGAAAACUCAGAAACUGUCCAAGAUCGAGACGCUAAGACUGGCAAAAAAUUACAUCUGGGCCCUAUCAGAGACCCUGAGCGCGGGGAAGAGACCGGACCUCCUCGCUUUUGUGCAAACUUUGUGCAAAGGAUUAUCUCAGCCUACCACCAACUUGGUGGCGGGCUGUUUGCAGCUGAAUGCCAGAAAUUUUCUCACGGAUCACAAUGGAGAGGUGAUGUUUUCUGGCAGGUCGCCUUACGAAGCUAUGUACUCGUACACCGGCUCGGACAUGAACUCGCCCCCGGGCCACAGCGGCGGCGCGCUGGACACCGGCUCUAAACCUUUCCGACACUACAGCUACAGCAGCGCCUACGAAACUUACUUCGAGAACCCGUCCCCGGACAGUGGGAGCCCGCAUUUUGACGGCCAGCUGAGCCCCCCGAUGAACUUCAAUGGAAUUUUUUCCCUAAAACACGACGACCCGCAAGAUUAUGGGAAAAGCAGCCACUAUGGUGUGCGCUACUGUGGCGCGCCAGGGCGCUCGGCCCUGGCACCUAACUCAAUGUACCGAGUCUCCCCAGAGGCCCGUUUCCCCUACGACCUGCACGUCCGCAGUCAGUCCUUCCAAACGCAGGGGGAAGUCAAUGGCUCUUACCACAAUUAAUUCAUCACAUGGGACAAAGUGCAAACUUUCAGAUGCAAAUUUCUCUGCACAAAAGUAAAAAGAAGAGAGAGAGAGAGA